Messenger RNA from Zingiber officinale, 646 nucleotides. RefSeq lists its product as uncharacterized. NCBI's taxonomy places the organism in Eukaryota, Viridiplantae, Streptophyta, Magnoliopsida, Zingiberales, Zingiberaceae. The record is from RefSeq and is a predicted model, not a curated record. The coding region runs from base 212 to 493 and encodes 93 amino acids. The transcript is spliced from 4 exons.
GGGUCUCUCUCCGGUGGUUGAAGAUCCGGCGGCUCGGGUGCGAAGGAAGGUUGGGUGCCAAGGGUAUUUCUCUUUCUCUCUCUCUCCGGUGGUUGUAGAUCCGGCGGCUCGGGUGCGAAGGAAGGUUGGGUGCCAAGGGUUCCUUAUGUAGAGGAUCCAAAUACUCCGGAAGAAACGUUUUUUGACUUUAUAUUCGUGCUAAAAUCUCGCAAUGGAAACACAAAAACCACCAUCCGAAAAGCCACGUUCAGUUGAUCCAGCCAUGACUUCAUGCAGAAAGAAGAAAUCAGAUGAUGCUGGCUUUUUAGAGGAUCUGAGAGAUCAUAUUGAUGAAUUCAUUCACGCAUCGAUGGAUGAGCACAAGAAUUGCUUUCAGAAGACGAUUAAAAAGAUGUUCGGAAUGUCGAGGGCAGUCACACAGAGAAACGAAGAAAUUAAAGAAGCCGACAGCCUUUUGCCUCUUCAGACAACCGUCAGCCAGGAGUCGUCCUAGUUGCAGCUAAGUACUACUGCAACUGAUGUUGAACAAAUAAAUAGCAAGACUUUAAUUUAAACACUGUUGUUUCUUUCGUGCUACAGGCCAUGAUAUUUGAAUGCUGAGUCCAAACACUUAUCGUUUAAUGUUUUCUUAUUUCUUUUGCGUUCA